UAUCAAUUUAUUCCAAAUGGGGGCGCACCAAAAACGAAACGUCAACGUGUACGCGGGUUAAAUUUCGAUUUCGAAAAAUUUAAAUUUUUUUUUAAUUAAAAAAUAUUUUACAUAUCAUCCAAUCAGAUAAUCAUAAAUCGAACAAUAAUUUAUAUAAAAAUUUCGUCGUCGUUAACAUCAUCAGCUGAUCUGUCAUUUUAACAAAAAUGACGUCAUUGUUACGUCUAAGUUAUGGCCUCAGAAGUUUGUUACCAAGACCGUAUUAAAUCAAAAAUCGAAGAAGCCGAAGAAUUAAUAAAUAAAUGCAAAGAUUUGAAAGUAAAAGAUGGGCAGAAGAAGUUACAGAAGAAAAUAGAAGCCGAAUUAAAGUUUCUUUGUAAACUUUUGAAACAUCCAGAAAGAAUCAAGAAUGAACAUUUAAGAUGUUCAAAUCUUUCUCAUUUAUCAGCCAUAUUAUGUUGUGCAAUGUCAACUGUAAAAGUUUCUGAAAUAUUAAAACCAUUUUCAUAUAUUGUAAAUAACAUAUAUGAUGAAAAUGAACAAAAAAGAAUUGUAGUAGAUGUUGUGGCAAAUGAUGGACAAUGUUGGAUUAAAGUUGUAGCUCGAAAUCCUCAAGCAAUGGCACAUUCUUCAAUUGGGAGUUGUGAAUUUGGAAGACGUACUAUAAUUAAACAACUUGAAGAUAUGAUUGAAUGUGCAAAACAGAAUCCAUAUAUGUAUCAGUCAAUUUGCAUUAAAGUAUGGUUUACUUCAGGAAUUACAAGGCAUUUAAAGGAAAAAAUAGAAAAGCUAGGUAUAGAAGUAAUUGCAGAUAAUAUUCAGGAUGAUCCAAUUUUUUUUAUUGAUGCUGAGGAUAAAGUUAGUUCUAGUUGUGAAGAUUCUGAUGAUUCUGAAAAUGAAUUGGUUUUCAUUAAAGAUUAUUAUAAGUUUAAUAAUUUUAAAGCAGACAAUACUUUACCUCUGAGAGAACAACAUGAAAAUAAUCUUGAAUCAUCUUAUAAGCAUGAUGUAUUUUCUUUACCUUCAGAAGCAGCAUUAAAUUUGGAUGUUUCAACAAUGAUAGCUUAUAUUUCUGCACUGACCAAUGGGCAUUGUAAUGUCAAAUUUACAGAAAAUAUUUUAACAGAGCAAGCAGAACGAGAGAGAGAAUUUCCAGUCAAAAGUGUUCUAGAUAAAUUAUUUGAAGAUAGGACGUUGAUAUGCUGUGAAACUGCUUAUAAAGAUUUUAAUAAAAUUGUUGCAACUAUCGGUGGUAAAUAUGAAAAACUUAGAGCUGAAGAAUUAUUAUCCAGAAUUGCUGUAGUUCCUGAUUGUCCAUCAGAAAAUGCACUUUCUUUAAGAAAAAGUAGCAAAGUAAAAAAACGUCCAAUGGUAAUUUAUAUUUUACAAUAA
This is a messenger RNA of Centruroides sculpturatus (bark scorpion), 1392 nucleotides long. Its product is annotated as UPF0415 protein C7orf25 homolog. The transcript has 4 exons. Lineage: Eukaryota; Metazoa; Arthropoda; Arachnida; Scorpiones; Buthidae. Bases 232 to 1392 code for a protein of 386 amino acids. The record is from RefSeq and is a predicted model, not a curated record.